Messenger RNA from Onychostoma macrolepis, 1497 nucleotides. It is a transcript of the gene nog2, whose product is annotated as noggin 2. The record is from RefSeq and is a predicted model, not a curated record. Gene Ontology annotation, biological process: dorsal/ventral pattern formation; negative regulation of cell differentiation; negative regulation of BMP signaling pathway. The transcript has a single exon. Bases 1 to 636 code for a protein of 211 amino acids. NCBI's taxonomy places the organism in Eukaryota, Metazoa, Chordata, Actinopteri, Cypriniformes, Cyprinidae.
AUGGGCAGCAUCACCCGCGCGUUGCCGCUGCUGCUGCUGCUCCUGUGCGCGCAACGCGCCGCGGCCCAGCAUUACCUGCGCCUGAGGCCCUCGCCCAGCGAGCAUCUGCCGGUCCCCGACCUCAAAGAGGACCCCGAUCCGGAGCACGAUCCGCGCGAGCAGGACCUCUCGGAGAAGACGCUGCGCAAGAAGCUAGGCAGCAACUUCGACCCCAGCUUCAUGUCCAUCCACCUGCCCACGCAGCUGAACGCCAGCGCGCCACCGGAGCUGCCGCGCCUGCCCAUGCCCGCCGACCUCAAGAAGCUGAACCUGACGGAGACGCCCUACGGCAGGCGCGUCAAGGUGGGCAAGAAGGCGCGGCGGAAGUUCCUGCAGUGGCUGUGGAUGUACACGCACUGUCCGGUGCUGUACACCUGGAAGGACCUGGGCGCGCGUUUCUGGCCGCGCUACAUCAAGGAGGGCAACUGCUUCAGCGAGCGCUCCUGCUCCUUCCCCGAGGGCAUGUCAUGCAAGCCGGUCAAGUCGGUGACCAAGACCCUCCUGCGGUGGUACUGCCAGGGCUUCCUGCGGCAGAAGUACUGCACGUGGAUAUCGGUGCAGUACCCCAUCAUCUCCGAGUGCAAGUGCUCCUGCUGAGCAGAGAGAGAGUGGGGCUAUCGAUUGGGAAUGAUUGCACUGUUUACCCACGGAUAGAGACGUGUGGCGCCACAUAGCGAAUCUAUUUUUUUAUACAUAUAUAUAUAUAGCUUUUUAAUUCAAAAUAUAUGACAGCAUAUGUACAUAUUUAAGUGAGAAGACGACGAAGAAGAAUGCAGCUAUUUUUGUUAAAGGAUCAGGACCAUGUUCUCACGAGGAGCACUUCGGCUCGUGGUUAUUUUUAUGAAAUUAUUGCCAAGACGCAAGAGAGAAGUUCACUUUCCUCAUUCGAACUCUAUUUAUAGAGACUGAAGAACACUAUGCCUAGAGGUUUUGUACAAAUAUUAAUAUCAAUAAUGAUGAUGAUGAUUUAAAAAAAAAGGCUGGGCUGAAAGUUAUACACGUGAGCUCAGCUUUUUUUCUUUUGGAAAUCAUAUAGUAUUUUAGUAAAAAAAAAAGUGUACGUUUUAUUUAUUGUUUUAACGGUUGUGAGUAUAGAUAAAGAGAAGAGAAUAGAAUAUACCAGAAAUUCUACUUGAAAAGUUCUAAAAAUGAAUUUAAGAGAAUAUUAAUAUUAAUAAUAAUAAUAAACAUGUCCGUGUAAAUGCCAUGGUUUUAGCAAUAAAAUCUGUUAAACUUGGACCGAUGGAUCCGAGAAAUAUGUCCUAUGUCAGAUGUUCUUGGUUUCUUUAGGUUAAGAACGCUGAAUGAUGCCUGUGUUGCAGAAUGAAUGCAGAUGCGUGCGUGCUGAACAUUUUGUGCUCUUUCUGAAUGAGAUCUAGGUCCUUCUGCGUGCUUAUGCUGUGCAAAUACUCCACGGGGAGCGCUUGGAAACGUCGUGCGUAAAAGCGCGCCGAUGUU